UUACAUCUCCAGUCUCGAGUCUUACUGACCUGUUUUGAAUAAAGGGGUCAAAUGCAUCUCUCGUAAGACACAAAAUUCACCAACCAUCCUCAAACUGCACUACACAAUACCCAUUGCAAUAUUUGGGGGUAGAGACAAAUUCUUCUCACGGGGUUUGUAUUACAGGAGAAGUAUUGGAGUAUUUUUUACUAGUAUAUGUCUAGAUUUGGACUUCGAUUUGAAAAAUGAGAUGAGAGUGAGAUUAGGAGAAGAUUCCAUUUACUUAGAAAAGGUCUCUCUCAUUUUGGAGAAAAGCUUGACCUAAAUCCAUCUCAACUCAAGAUCAGAUCAGAUGUAAAGCAAAACCUCAGGUACCCUUCUCCCUCCUCCUCACUCUAGACUACUCUGUUCUCCAAUGGCAUUUCAUCACCAGAACCCCCAUUACUACCACCACCACCAGCAACCUUUACACCGUCAGCAGCAAAACAACAACCCUGCUUGUCAUUGUGGUUGUUCUAGUCAACCACCACCACCAUCACAACCUUCACAUCAUCCUUCUGCAUCUCCAUUUUCUCACUGUAAUCCACCUAACUCAGACCCACUUCUAAUCCAAUCAAUUGUUACCCAAAUCCUUCAAUCUUCUCCUCCGCCACCACCACCACCUUCACAUCAUCCUUCUCCAGCUCCUCAAUCUAACCCGCCUAACUCAAUAGACCCACUUCUAAUCCAAUCGAUAGUUACUCAAAUCCUUCAAUCUUCUCAACCACCACCACCACCAGAAAACCAUCUCUAUCCAAAAUUCCUGAAACCUCAGAAACAACAAGAAAAACAAACACAGAAUCAGGAAGAGAAACGAACUAGAUCUCUCCUUAAAAAUCUACAUAGUCGGAUUGAUGCCCUUGAAUCAUCUCUUCAUCAUCUGUCUACUUCCUCCUCCUCCUCCUCUUCUCACUCUCAUCAUAAUCAACCUUCUCUCAGAGAUUUGGCAGCUCGUAUAAUCCAAAUCCAUUUUCGUGCUUUCUUAGUUCGAAGAUCACGUACUCUUAGAUACCUCAAAAACCUAGCUUUCAUCAAAUCUUCUUUUAAUUCCCUGAAAUCAUCUCUCUCAAGUAAUAACAACAAUUCUCAGCUGAAUCAUUCUGUUUUGUCACAGAAAGCCAUGGAUUUGCUUCUCAAGCUCGAUUCUGUUCAGGGUGGUGAUCCAAUGAUUCGAGAUGGAAAGAGGUUGAUUAGUAGAGAUUUGGUGAGGUUUUUGGAGUUUAUUGAUAGCAUUUCAGCGAAAAGGAAACAAAUUUCGUCUAAAUCAAUGAAGAAUGUGAGAAUUCAAACUGGAACCAAUCAGGAGUUCAGGGUUUGUCAUGAUCAAGGUGGUAGUCGAAAGGUGCUGGACAAAUUGAGUCAAAGAAUUCAAAAUUGUUCCAGGAUUAUUGAUGAUGAGAAUGACACUGAUGUAGAAGAAGAAGAACAAGGGGAGAUUGAAGAUUUACACCCUGUAGAUGAUGAGCAAGAAAACUCUAGAAAUCCUAACUAUGGGAUUUUGGUCAAGAGACCUAAUGUUUCAGUUAAGUCAAAGAAAAAUGUGAAAUUUGCAGACAAUAAGCGAAAUGUUUUCAUAGGUUGUACUGGUUCUCAAGAUUCAGAUUCAGAUGUAGUCAGCAUUGGUGGUGGUGGUGGUGGAAAUGAUCAGAGACAAUUUGUGGAAAGUUUGUCUAGAAAUGCUGAAGAAAUUGUUGGGGGUUACUCAUCUAAAGUUUCUGAGGAUGACGAUGAUGAAGGAGCUUCCCAAUCAAGUAAUGGCAGUGAAGGUAGUAGUCCUAGAGAGUAUGUGAAAACUGAGGUCAUGAGCAAUAAUGGAUCAAACAAGCAGUUUUCUAAUGGAAACGGGAACUUUUUAUUCUCUCCUCCAAUGCCAGUGACAAUGGAGCCUAAGAUUGAUGAUUUGAUGAGUAGAAGAAAGUGAUAAUCGGAGAUUUUGUGUUUGACUUAAUUCUAGCUAGGCAUGCUUCUUUCCAACUUCAUUUUGGUAUGAUUUGUAGUCUGUUUUUUUAUUUUUUUUUCAUUUUCUAUGAUUGCGAGGAAGAUAUUGUAAUGCUAACAUUGGUUUUGGUAGUGCUGUUGCUAUUAGUCUAAUGAAUGAACUUGUAUUGUGAUCCAGUGGGAACUUUUUGCUGAAUUUGUAUCAAAGCAUAUUGUAAUCGUCGGAAAUAUUUGUUAUCUGAUGUCUUUAAGUAGUGAGGCU
Molecule: messenger RNA, 2218 nt
Organism: Papaver somniferum (opium poppy)
Lineage: Eukaryota; Viridiplantae; Streptophyta; Magnoliopsida; Ranunculales; Papaveraceae
Product: BAG family molecular chaperone regulator 8, chloroplastic-like
Exons: 2
Coding region: 395-1939 (514 amino acids)
Biological process (GO): protein folding
Cellular component (GO): plasmodesma
Molecular function (GO): protein-folding chaperone binding
Source: RefSeq, a predicted model, not a curated record